GAGUUGAUAUAAAAAAGCCCACUUCCGGUGUGAUUCCACAAGAACGUGCUGACGACUCGAUUGUCCUUGGGCUUGGUGCAAAACGCCGAACUUGAAGCUGCAUUAUGGGAAACCUAUCUAAAAUUGUGGACUCUCUGCCAGAACACUAUGGGUGUGUUAUCUUCACAGGUGUGGCCAGCACUUUUAUAAACAUGUGGAUGGGUAUUAAUGUAGCCAAAGCUAGGAAGAAGUAUGAAAUUCCAUACCCCAACAUGUACAGUCCGGACAACAAAAUGUUCAACUGCAUUCAGCGUGCACAUCAGAACACACUAGAGAGCUACCCACAAUUCCUCAUGCUGCUAUUCAUCGGAGGACUCCAGUACCCCAGAACAUCUGCCUGUGCUGGGACCCUGUAUUAUAUCAGUAGAAUUUUCUUUGCCAAGGGCUACUAUACAGGAGAACCAGAGAAGAGGCGAUGGGGAUCAUUUGGAUAUAUUGGGUUGAUCACCAUGCUGGGUUGUACAGUGGGCGUCGCCCUCCGACAGCUCAAAGUCUUCCCUCAUUAACUGUCCAUUUAAUGGGAAUCUGACAUUUUUUGUUGUGCUGUGCAUAAUUAGAUUAUUUAGCAUUUGUUGUUUAACAUUGAAAAUGCUUGGUUGAUUUCUUUUUUACUUCUAUACUGAUUAUGUUUAUAUUGACACCGGUAAAUAUUCUUACACACAAAGAAAAUACAAGUAGAUUAUAAUUUAUUGACAGAAAUUACACUUUAUUGUUGAUUCUUAUUGAUUUGUAGUGUAUUUCAUUAGGAAAUGUAAUGAUUUAAUAUACUUUUAAGUUUAAUUUUAUGCAGUUCAAAAAGAAUUGUGAAAACAGAAUUGCAAUUAACAUACAGUGGGUAAUAUCCUUGUUUGAAAAAUCAUGCUAAAUGAUUAAAAUUUAAAUAGAACUGUAUGUCUGUCCCAUCAGCUGGUUAUUUUGUUUUGUCAGUUUUCAUGUCCAUAAGAUUAGCAUUGAGUGUUUUGUAGGUUUUGAAUAACUGUCCUUGUAUUUAAUUGUUAGGACGAUAAAUAUGUGAUCAUGAUUAAAUGGAAAUGAAAUGA
Molecule: messenger RNA, 1079 nt
Organism: Saccostrea echinata
Lineage: Eukaryota; Metazoa; Mollusca; Bivalvia; Ostreida; Ostreidae
Product: glutathione S-transferase 3, mitochondrial-like
Exons: 6
Coding region: 105-545 (146 amino acids)
Cellular component (GO): membrane; endoplasmic reticulum; nuclear envelope
Molecular function (GO): glutathione transferase activity; glutathione peroxidase activity
Source: RefSeq, a predicted model, not a curated record